CCAAAACAUCCUAAAAUACACCAGAUCAAAAUCAACACCAUGCUAGAAAAUUUAUCUCAAAGCCUUCAACAUCCUUGCCCAAAUACACAGCAUGACAGCACCCAAAAGUCUGCCUACAAUGGCGACCAGUCCUAGCUUGUUGUCUUCCCUACCCAUGAAAAAUGCCGGCGCGACAUCCGGCUCUUGUAAAGCUUCUUACAUAAUCAGACGCAACUGGCCGUGCUCAUUCAACCUUCGCGAUGUACUCGGAGUCAAUCGCCUAGUCCACGACAGCUGCAGUUUCGGACGUAGCAGUGGCAGUGACAUCUUGGGCCGGAGUCACACUACAUGGCUCUACCGGUUCAUUCUGUAUGGUAAUCCAAAUAGCUAUACCUCCGAGUCCGAUAAUGAUGAUGAUGAUGAUAUAAGCGCAUUUCUACAGAUUCUUCCGUGCGAUUUGCGAGAAGCUCUGUUGUCUCACUCUAGGCAAGAACAUUUACUCGAGGUGAUAUUGGAUUUGGGCCGAUUACCGCAUGCACAGUACUUGGAUGAUUUUGGUAGGAAGUAUUUGAGAGAUACAGAAGUAUCAUGUAAAGAACUUGAGUAUGUUCAAAAUGCAAUCGGACAAUUUGGAGGCGACAACAGAGCUGGAAUUGAGGGUAGCUUGCAUCGUGUGUCUUCUAUUAAGAAUAGGAAGGGGGAAAUUAUUGGGUUGACUUGCCGAGUUGGUAGAGCAGUUAGCGGUCAAAUUGACAUGGUCAGGGAUUUGCUUGAGUUUGGUGAAAGCAUCUUGUUUGUUGGAAGGCCUGGUGUGGGAAAAACUACAGUCAUGAGAGAUUUAUCCCGUGUCUUGUCAGAUGAUCUUCAUAAAAGAGUGGUCAUUGUCGACAGCAGCAAUGAAAUUGGAGGUGAAGGAGAUGUUCCACAUCCAGCAAUAGGGGGUGCAAGAAGACUGCAGGUUAAAAAUCCUUACAUGCAGCACCAAGUGAUGUUAGAAGCAAUUGAGAAUCACAUGCCUGAGGUGAUAGUCAUUGAUGAGAUUAGCACAGAAGCUGAGGUUCGCGCAUGUCGUACAAUUGCUGAGAGAGGAGUAAUGCUUAUAGGCACAGCUCAUGGAAAGCAACUGGAGAAUAUCAUUAAAAAUUCAACUUUGUCUGAUUUGAUUGGAGGACUAGAAUCUGUGACCAUCAGUGAUCAGGAAGCUCAAGCAAGGAAUUGCAGAAAAAGUGUUCUUGAGAGGAAAACUCCACCAACAUUUCCCUUCCUUGUCGAAAUAAGGGAGAGGCACUACUGGAUCGUGCAUCGGACUGAGAAAAGUGUGGAUGCUUUUCUUUGUGGAAAAAAACCAAUUGUUGAGGUAAGGAAGAGAGAUAAGCAAUUCAAAGUUGUGAUUGAGAGAUGGAAAACAGAUGAUUGAAUCUCUGCUGUUUUUACUCAAGCUGGACUGGUCAUGAGUUCCUAUGGUCGUCUCAUUCAUUCGACUUUUGUGGGUUACACCCUAUGGAGUAUAGUAUCUCAUAAACUCAUGCCUGGAUUGAUGAUAGCCUCAAAGAAAAUUAUCAUCCCUUCUCCCUGCCGUUCUCAUAUCACACACCACUCUAGGCACAAUAUGCCAUUCAUCUGGAGCUCUCAGCAUAAGCAAUGGUGACAAUUCUUCAGCAGCACCACCAUUUCUCUUCGCUUCUGGAAAACAUUCCUCCAUGGGUGUCCAAAGCUUCCAUCAUUGGCUCUUCUUCAGUUUGACAAGUGGAAUUGGAGGCUAUUGCUAGAGUAAUGGACUGGACUGUCAAGACAGGCGUACAAGCUUUUAGCUUUACUGUUGAAUUGGACUCCUUUGCUCCAAUCCUCCACCUAAAAGGUUCUAUGUAACCAUUUGUUGCGAUUCAAUAGAAGUUCUUCGUUGUUUCGGAAUAUGUAUUUUUAAAUUAUAUAUAUAUAUAUAUAUAUAUAUAUAUAUAUAGAUUUUGGUUCAGGUGAGAAAUGCAUCUAAUGUGAGAAAUGAGAAUGAAUCUCAGCCAUUGGAUUUACGAAGUUGCGCUAAAAUUGACUUUAUGUUGCAGUAAUAUUUAAAUUUUGCACAUGUUGCACUAAAACUGUUUCAUGUUGCACUAAUAUUUGACGGCGUUGCACCAAAAUAGCUUCAUGUUGCACUAGACACGUGUAAUACGGAUUUUUCAGAAGUAUUUACAGAAAUGUCACUGUGCUAGAUUGCAUAUUUCAGUGCAUCAUGAAGUGUCUUUUAUUGCAAUUUAGUCGAAUCCAAUGGCUGAGAUUCAUUCUCAUUUCUCACCCAAAGGGUUCUUCUCACUUGAAC
Molecule: messenger RNA, 2293 nt
Organism: Cuscuta epithymum
Lineage: Eukaryota; Viridiplantae; Streptophyta; Magnoliopsida; Solanales; Convolvulaceae
Source: the annotation of a GenBank genome assembly